AUGUAAACUUUUGUAUAAUAGGUCCAAAGCAAGACAAAAAGAUUACAGGUAAACAGAAUUGGAUUGAAGGGAAAAAAACAAAUAAUAAAAGUUUUACUUAGCUAAUUUUUGCACACACUCCAUGUGCCCGUGGCAGUGGCUUUUGCUUUGUUUUGUUUCACUUUGCCACAUCCAUCCUCACAUCAUCACAUCACCGAGCGAGCCAUGGCGAAGCCCGAAAGCCGCACCAACUUGGCUUCGUGUUUCGUUGCCACCAUUUUCUUGAUCUUUCUUCUCAUUGUCGUCUUCAUCGUUUACUUCACUGUGUUCAAGCCGCAGGACCCCAAAAUCGCUGUGAGCGCCGUCCAGAUCCCUUCCUUCUCCGCGACUAACGGCACCGUCAACUUCACGUUCUCACAGUACGCCUCCGUUAGGAACCCUAACCGAGGCACGUUCUCGCACUACGACAGCUCGCUCCAGCUUCUCUACUACGGCAGACAGGUCGGCUUCAUGUUCGUUCCCGCUGGCAGGACUCAGUACAUGGCCGCCACCUUCACCGUCCAGUCCUUCCCCUUGGGCCUCGGUCCCCCCUUCGUUGAUGGGCCCAGUAAUGUGGGGCCCACGAUGGAGAUCGAGUCGAGGAUUGAGAUGGCGGGGCGCGUGAGGGUGUUGCACCUCUUCAGUCGUCACGUGGAGGCCAAAGCUCAAUGCAGGGUCGCCAUCGCCAUCACCGAUGGAUCCGUAUUAGGUUUUCGGUGCUAAUUUAGCAGUAAUUCUUUCUUUCUUUCACCUUUUUCCUUCUGUACCUGUAAAUUACUACUACUGUAACAGUAGUUGUCAGCGUAAAAUCCUAAAUUUUUCAUCAAGGGUUUACCAAAUUAGCGUUAUUAGGAGCUAAAUUCAUCAUCCAAAUGUUUAGUAGCAGGAACUAUCUAAAUUUAAUAAUAAAUUAUCUUUCAAAAUUA
Molecule: messenger RNA, 944 nt
Organism: Glycine soja
Lineage: Eukaryota; Viridiplantae; Streptophyta; Magnoliopsida; Fabales; Fabaceae
Exons: 1
Coding region: 205-741 (178 amino acids)
Source: RefSeq, a predicted model, not a curated record